Messenger RNA from Salvia splendens (bonfire salvia), 2613 nucleotides. Its product is annotated as probable inactive leucine-rich repeat receptor-like protein kinase At3g03770. Lineage: Eukaryota; Viridiplantae; Streptophyta; Magnoliopsida; Lamiales; Lamiaceae. Gene Ontology annotation, biological process: protein phosphorylation. Bases 131 to 2482 code for a protein of 783 amino acids. The record is from RefSeq and is a predicted model, not a curated record. Gene Ontology annotation, molecular function: receptor serine/threonine kinase binding; protein kinase activity; ATP binding. The transcript has 5 exons.
UCUGUUAAUAAAACCUUCAAGUUUCACCCUUUUGCUUCCUUAAGUUGUAUAGAAUCCACCAUUCUUCUCUUUCUUUCUUUCUUUCUUUCUUUCUUUCUUUCUUUCUUUCUUUCUUUCUUCUCCAUCUUUAAUGUUUCCUCAAUAUCUUAUCUCCAUGAAACCAUCAAUUCUACAACAAAUAGGGUGUUCAAAUUACUAUGUAUUAGUGUUUCUUUCAUGGCUGGUGUUUGCUUGCUGCACUCAUCAGCUGAGAAGUUAUGAAACUCAGCUUCUUCUUCAGAUGAGGAAGCAUUUGGAGUACCCUCUGCCACUGAGCAAUUGGGAAAAUAACAAUGCUGAUUUCUGCAAUUUGUUCUCUUCACCACAGCUCACCAUCAAAUGCGAGAACAAUUCUGUCACCGAGCUUCGGAUCAUGGGAGACAAACCUGCAAAGGUCAGUAGUGAAUUCAGAGGGUUUGCAAUCCCAAAUCUAACAUUGACUCAGGGUUUCUCUAUGGAUUCUUUCAUUACAACCUUGGUAAGGUUGUCCAGCUUAAAGGUUGUUACUUUAGUGUCUCUAGGCAUAUGGGGCCAACUCCCUGACAAAAUCAAUAGAUUAUAUCUGCUUGAAGCUUUAGACAUGAGUUCAAAUUUCUUGUUUGGUUCAAUUCCUUCUCAAAUGUCAAGCAUGGAUAAGCUUAGGACUUUGAGCUUUGAUCAGAACUAUUUCAAUGGCAGUGUUCCUGAGUGGUUGGAUUCGUGGUCGAAUCUCACUGUGUUGAGCUUAAAGAACAACAGAUUGAAUGGUGAGGUUCCUUCUGCAGUUGCAAGAAUCACAACAUUGAUUGAAUUAGUUUUGUCUCACAACUUUCUCACUGGAAAGAUGCCUGAUCUGAGCAAACUCUCCACUUUGCAGUUGCUAGAUUUGAGAGAGAACAGUUUAGAUUCUACAUUGCCCCCUCUGCCAAAAGGGCUGGUUAAUGUAUUUCUCAGCAAGAACUCAUUUUCCGGUAGCAUACCCGAACAAUUUGUUAAGUUGGAACAGCUACAGCAUCUUGAUUUGUCGAAUAAUCAUCUUACCGGAACCCCUCCUUCUCUGCUCUUCUCUCUCCCCAAUAUUAGUUACUUGAAUCUGUCAUCCAACACUCUUAGUGGAUCACUUCCUGAGCAUCUCAAGUGCGGAGAAGGACUUAGUUUGAUCGAUCUUUCUGAUAAUAAAAUGGUAGGCCAGCUUCCUAAUUGCUUGGCAGAUGAAAGAAUAGUCGAAAUUAGUGGGAAUUGUUUCUCAACUGAUGCCAGGGAUCAGCAUUCUGCAUCAUACUGCAAAGGCGUUAGCAAGGGCGAAGGACGGUCUAGAAUGAGGGAAAUAGCCCUUCUGGCCGGAAUUGUCGUUGUAGUGAUAAUUAUCUUGCUUGUUGGUCUUAUGUUUUUCUAUAAAAGGCACCGAACACAGCAUGCACUAGUUCGGCACAUUGCACCUAAGGUUAAACAAGAUGAUCGACCAAUUUCCCCCGAUCUCCUAGCAAGUACCAAGAUACUUUCUGAAGUUGAGAACCAAAGUUCUCCAUCCUAUAGGGUGUUUACUUUACCAGAACUUAAAGAAGCUACCAAAAACUUUGAUCAGUCAACUUUCUUAGGCCAAGGUUCUUUCGGAAAGGUUUACAAGGGAAGGUUAGAGAAUGGAAGCUUUGUUGCUAUCCGAUCUUUAACUCUAUACAGAAAAUGCUCGAUUCAAAACCUCAAGCGGCGGAUUGAUUUGCUUUCAAAGCUUCGCCAUCCUCACUUGGUUGCCCUUCUUGGUCAUUGCAUUGAUGAUGGAACGCAGGACGACUCAACUGUGCAUAGGUUGUACCUCGUGCAAGAAUUCGUUCCUAAUGGAAGCUUCCGCUCUCAUCUCUCAGAGAAGGUCCUGAAGUGGCCAGAAAGAUUGGCUGUUGUAAUCGGUGCAGCCAAGGCCAUACAUUUUCUUCACACCGGGGUGAUCCCCCCUUCUCUGAGCAAUCAUCUAACGACCAACAGUAUACUGAUAGAUGAGCAUGGGAUUGCGCAGCUUAGUGAUUAUGGAAUGUCUCUCAUUGCAGAUGAAACUGAAAAAACUGAUGACGAUGUUCACAACUUCGGGUUCAUAUUACUCGAGUCACUGGUAGGUCCUAUCACAAGUUCAAAAGGCGAAGCGUUUCUGCUAAAUGAGAUGGUAUGUUAUGUUGGUUCCUUUUAUUGCAGUUUAUGGUUUAGGUGUUUGAUUCUUUAUCUUUUCCUCAAAUGGCAGACAUCGUUCAGCAGCCAAGAUGGUAGGCGAAGGAUAGUGGAACCAAUCGUGCUAGCCACGAGCUCACAGGAGUCAUUGUCCAUUGUGAUAUCCAUCACGAACAAAUGUAUAUCAGAUGGAUCCUCGGGGUGGCCCUCGUUCGAAGAUGUGCUGUGGAACUUGCAGUAUGCUGCUCAAGUGCAGGCCACGGCCGAUGCUGAUCCGGAUAGUGCAUCGCAUCAGAGCUUCGGCUAACCUCUCCUCCUCUUUGGUUAAGUUAUACUAGUAGGGAAUGUAAAUUUAGAGGUUAGAUAGUGAGUUAUGCUAUAUUGGCAAAAAUGUAAAUGCAUUCUUUUUCAGUAUUUGAUUUAUACAGUGAAGAAAUU